Messenger RNA from Malassezia sympodialis ATCC 42132, 1956 nucleotides. RefSeq names its product phospholipase C family protein. The record is from RefSeq and is a predicted model, not a curated record. NCBI's taxonomy places the organism in Eukaryota, Fungi, Basidiomycota, Malasseziomycetes, Malasseziales, Malasseziaceae. Gene Ontology annotation, molecular function: hydrolase activity, acting on ester bonds.
AUGGUCCGCCUUACCACUGCCGCUGUGGCUACCACGGUAGCGCUUACGCUGAAUUCUGCUCAUGCUGCGCAUGAUGAGCUGAAGAAUGUGAAGCACAUUGUGCUCUUCAUGCAGGAGAAUCGUGCCUUUGACCACUACUUUGGUACUAUGGCCGGUGUUCGGGGCUUCCAGGACCCCAAUGUGCACGUCUCGAAGAACACGGGCAAAGAUGUGUUUCAUCAGCCCGUGAGCGGCGGCAUGUCGAAGGUCGGUAUGGAUGUGAAGCCGGACUACUACCCUCCGAAAGACGUGACGGAACUGCUUCCUUGGCACAUUACAUACCAGGGCGGUGACUAUAAGGAACGCACGCAAUGCAUGGUUGCUGGUACGAACGACUGGCGCCAGAACCACGCUGCCUGGAACAACGGUCAGAUCGACCGCUGGGCGAUGGACAACACGCCCUACAGUCUGGGUUACUACCGCCGCCAAGACAUUCCGACGCAGUACGCUCUGGCCGGCAACUUUACCAUUGCUGACAGCUACUACGAGUCAGUCAUCUCUUCGACUGAUCCCAACCGUGCCUCGUGGUUCUCUGGCUCAAUUAACGUGAAUGGCAGCGCCGUGGGUGGCGAUAAUGUCAAGCUCGGCGGCCCUGUCAUUGACAACAAUGAGGAUCCCCGCUGUCUCACAGCGGAUGAUGGUUCGCCAUUCUCGUGCCGUCCGCUCAAGUGGAAGACGGUACCUGAGUACCUUUUCGACGCCAACAUCACGUUCCAGGUUUACCAAGACAAGGACAACUUUGGCGAUGACACGCUCGUCGGCUGGGACCAGUAUCAGAAGGCGGCCAAGCACAAGACCCAGCUUGCCAAGCAGGCGGUGUCGCACCCUGGUCUUCAUCGCUUUGUGCAGGAUGCCAUGGAUGGCACUUUGCCUGAGGUCUCGUAUGUCGUUGCUCCUAUGGAGCUGUCCGAGCACCCUCCAUACACACCGAAGGAUGGCGCUUGGAUCCAAACGCUGGUGGCUAAUGCUGUGAUGAAGGGCAAGAGCUGGGACUCCACCGUGCUGUUCUACUCAUUCGAUGAGACGGGUGGCUGGGCAGACCACGUUGUUGCCCCUCUUCCACCUCAGGACACGCCGGGUGAGUGGAUAACCGAUCCCUAUAACAAGACAUUGGGGAAGGUGCCUACUGGUCCAGGCUUCCGUGUGCCGUUCUACGCCGUCUCUCCCUGGUCGCGCAAUGGCGGCGUGUUUACCGAGCAUGCUGCACACGAGAGUCAGAUCCUUUUCUUGGAGGAAUGGGCAAAGGCAAAUGGAAAGCCUUUCCACACCAAGGAAAUGAACUCUUGGCGCCGUCAGCACCUGAGCAACCUGGUUAACAUGCUCGACUUUUCGCACAAAGACACUAGUGUGCUCGAGCUUCCACACGUGCCUCAGGCUUCUAAGGACCCCUUCACGAACAAGUACAAUGGUGCUGAUGUGUGCUCGGCUAUAUUCCUUAAAAAUGUCCAACCCAAGGUGCCGUACGGCAAGUUUGAUGAGAAAGAGAGUCUCCGUGUCGAGACGGGUUACAAGCCGGUCCGUGGUGACAUUACCGAGGGUCGCUACCUCUCAUUUGAGGUGGGCAAACAUGCAUUGAGCCACAAGGACAACAAGCUAGGCUCAAUGCCCGUACGCAAGUCCCACGAUGCGCCUGAGCAGCGAUUCAUUGUACACUGGCAGGGUACGCAGCCGAAGGAUCAGCGCUUCUUCAUUUCGACUGCGUCGAAGGAUCAUCGCCUCUACCUGACCGAAUCUCUGUCUCUGGAUUCCAACAAAAAUAAGGCUGCCGAGUUCUCUAUUAUUGACCUGGGUAACGGCAAGGGCCAUGCGAUUAUUAACACCAAGACCCAGCAACAGAUCUCCAUGGAUGAGAAUGGUAAUAUUUCUAUAAAAGAUGCUGCCUCCAGUGGUUUCCAAGUCUACAGUGUGACUUUCUAA